AUGGCACAAGCUGAGGCAGUUGUAGACAUUGGAUCAGCUUCCAACCUGUUGGAGCAGCUUGGUGAAGCUUUCAAUGAAUUGGAAUCUAAUAAGGAUGCUUUUAGCAAAUUUGGGGCUGUAUGUGCAGAAAUAAAAGAACAUAUGCAGAACCUUGAGAAUUCGUUAAUGAAGAGAUUUGAAGAAUUAGAAGAGAGAGAAAGAGCUUUCGAGGAAAAGGCUUCUGCAACUCUAAGACUUAUUGAUGAAAGGGAGGUGGAAGUGGCAGGAAAAGAGCAAACUUCUUUAGAUCAGAUUCAAGAAGUGAGAGAUGCUGCAGUUGAUGCUAUAGCAGAAGCACGCAAGAAAUACAAGGUGGCAUCUCCUGAGCCUGCUGAUAUCACGGGAAGCAGAGAUAUUAAGGUAAGCCCCUCUACCAACGGUGACCAAAAUGCAUCCUUUCCUGUCAAGGAAGAGAAAUCCCCUGAUAAUAGGUCAGGUGGAAUCGUUGAGGCAAUGUCUACAGGAGUUAAACUUCAUCCCAAGUUGAAACUCCUAUGUGAACAAAUGGAUGCUAAAGGCCUUCUGAGAUUUCUCAGUGAGAACAAGAAAAACCUGACUACCCUCUGUGGUCAAAUUCCCAUUGCAUUAAAAAAUGUGGAUGACCUAGGUCGUUUGGUGCUUGAUUCCCUGGAGGUAUUCCAGCCUCCUGACCAACCUGCCCCUGAUGGAAAUCCGAAGGACACCGUCUCUGACACCCUGCGCAGAACUUGUCUCGUAUUGAUGGAAGCUGUAGCCCCCUCGUUAAGGGUGGCUGAGCCAGGUGGUGAUCAACCCCUGAGCUCUGAAACCAAAGAGAAGGCCAAGGCUAUUGCUGAUGAGUGGAACUCAAAGUUGGAUGCUGCAGACAUAGAUGCUGCCAAUGGAAAUUCAUUGGAAGCACAAGCUUUGUUGCAGCUCCUUGCAACGUUUAACAUUGCGCCGGAGUUUGACGAAGACAAACUUUGCAAGCUUAUCCUUGCUGUUUGUGGUCGCAGGCAGGCACCUGAGCUUUGUCGUUCUCUUGGACUUGAACACAAGAUGCCAGGUUGGUUCCCGCAUUGAUUGAUCAUGAGUGAUUUAUUUAUUUUUAAAUCUUCUAACAUGUAGGUCCCCUGCUUAGGACAAUGGCAGUUGUCGAGUGUUUUGUGCAUUGAAUACGUGAUUUUCAUUCGUAAUCAGGUGUUAUUGAAGCCUUGAUCAGCAGUGGUCGACAUAUAGAUGCCGUUCAUCUCAUCUAUGCUUUUCAGCUUACGGGGAGCUUUCCACCGGUGCCUUUGUUGAGGGAAUAUUUAAGCACGAACAGUUCACAGGAAAAAAACGCUCACGACGCAUCAUCUGGUACACUGGUAGGUUUUAAUGCAAUUCAAUGUACAUAUUUAUUAUUUCUUUUGAUUCUUUAUUGGGUCGAAAAUGUCGAGUCUCACAUCAGUGAUUCUGGCAUCUCAGCGUGUAAAUGGUUGAAGAUAAUAUUACUCGCCGCUUACGUAGAAGUAGCCAUUCAUAACUCAUACGUUACAAGCUGCUACGAUUUCUUUAAUGAUGGUUCCAAAUUCAUCAAAAGCAACUAAUCCUUUAUCUCUGUCCCCCUCAUCAAGGAUGCUGAUGCACAAGAGUUAGGCACAUUGCGGGCCGUGAUAAAGUGCAUUGAAGAAUACUGCCUUCAAGCAGAGUACCCGCUGGCCCCCCUCCAGAGACGUGUGGCGGAACUAAAGAAAGCGAAAGCCGACAAUGGGAUUGCCGGGCCAAGUAAAUUUCGCCCGAAGAAGCCUCGAGGGAGCGGCGGAUAUUUCCCCCGGUUCCCUGCUGCCGACUUCCGAGGGAGCAGCCGAUAUUUCCCCCGGUUCCCUGCCGCCGACCCUCGUGGGAGCGGUGGGUAUAGCCCGCGUUUCUCUGCUGUCGAGCCUCGAGGAGGCGGCGGAUACACCCCCCGGUUCCCGGGCAUUGGUGGUGAUUACAGGCAGCCUCAGCCGACAGCGUUUGAGGAGGGAGGAGGGUUCCGUGGUGGUGGCUCAGAAAGGUACCCUUAUUCUGCUCCGCCAUCUUCGUACAACUACCAGAUGCCUACUCAUGCGCCGUAUGAACCUACAUCAUAUGUGCCUUCUUCUGCCUAUGGGUCUGCUUCAUACGGACCCAGCGUCCCUGGGCACGCUUCAUAUGUGCCUGAAGCGAACGUCCAGAGCCAGAAUUACUACCCAGAAGAGACCGCCCCCCCUACGUCAUAUGGCUCGUCAAACUAUGGGAGCCAAUUGACGUCUGGGUCGCAACCUUCUAACCCAUCGCCCUACAUGUAA
Messenger RNA from Spirodela intermedia, 2309 nucleotides. NCBI's taxonomy places the organism in Eukaryota, Viridiplantae, Streptophyta, Magnoliopsida, Alismatales, Araceae. The record is from the annotation of a GenBank genome assembly.